AUGUUAAGUACUUCCAAAAUAAUAUGUCAAGGUAAAAAGUUGAGACUUUUGAUUACAUUUUGCUCGUGUACUGGAUUCUUAUUGCUUGGCUAUGACCAAGGUCUAAUGGGUACAAUUAUAGGAGCAGACAAUAGAUUUGGCCGCGAUUUCAACCAUCCUGACUCGACAGUGCAGGGUUUAUUAACAUCUGUUUACGAUUUGGGCUGUGUUGGAGGAUCAAUUAUGUGUUUCUUUAUUGGUGAAAAAUACGGUAGACGAGUAAUGAUGUUUUGUGGAGGAUUAAUAAUGAUCCUAGGAACUGUUAUUUUGACAGCAUCGCAAUCUAGAGGUCAAUUUUAUGCUGGUAGAAUUAUUACUGGAAUUGGGAAUGGCUUUAAUUCUUCAACUAUACCAGUAUAUCAAUCUGAAUGUGCUUUAGCUUCUAACAGAGGUGCAAUGUUAACUUGGCAAGCAGUUGUUACUAUUUUUGGUGUAGUAAUAGCCUAUUGGGUGGGAUAUGGUACGUCUUACACAGAAAGUCCAUUUCAAUGGAGGUUUCCUAUAGCAUUCCAAGGUAUAUUUGCAAUCAGUCUCACACUUGAAACUUUCUUAUUACCAGAAACGCCUCGCUGGUUGAUUACAAAAAAUCGUCAAACAGAAGCAGCAAAUGUUUUGGCUGCUAUUUUGGAUAAGGAUGUAAAUGAUUUGGUGGUCAUUUAUGAAAAAGAAAAAAUAAAGAAAACUGUUGAAUUAGAAGGUGCUGGGGGCCCAUUUCAAUUCAAAGAAUUAUUCGGAGGUGGCGAUAUUCAAAAUUUUAGAAGAUUACUAUUAACUAUAGGCAUUAUGAUUAUGCAACAGUUUACUGGUUCAAAUAUGAUCAAUUACUAUGCACCAGUUGUUUAUCAAACAACAAUGAACUUGAAUAGAAAUACUUCCUUAAUACUUGCAGGAUGUACAGAAAUUGUAUAUCUUGGAGCAUCAUUUUUUCCAUUGUGGGCCGUAGAAAGAUUUGGACGGAGGCCAUUAUUAUUGUAUUCAUCGGCAGGGUUAUCCUUUUGCUUUAUAAUAGUGUCAAUAUUGCUAUCUAUUGGAACAUAUGGAUGCGGUGUUGGGGCAGCAUGCUUUAUUUUUAUAUACCAAAUAUUUAUGGGUGUUGGAUGGUUGCCGGUGCCUUGGUUCUAUCCUGCUGAAAUCAAUGUUACUAGAUUAAGAUCCAGAAAUCAAGCUAUAGGAUCUGCGUUUAAUUGGUUGUCAGUUUUCGCUGUUGUGCAAAUUACUCCCAUAUCAAUUAAUAACAUAGGUUGGAAGACGUUCAUAAUUUUUGCUAUUUUAAAUGCGGUAUGGAUACCAAUAAUUUAUUGCUUUUACCCAGAAACAAAGGGUCUAGAAUUAGAAGACAUUGAUCAUAUCUUUGAGAAGCACGGCAUAACCAGGGGGGUAUUUUCAAGUAGGGGUAAACCUAUAGACGCAAGAGAUAAACAGAACUAUGAGGAUAUAGUAAUUGAAAAAGAAUCAAUAAUUCAUAUUGAAAAAGCUUAA
Molecule: messenger RNA, 1518 nt
Organism: Debaryomyces fabryi
Lineage: Eukaryota; Fungi; Ascomycota; Pichiomycetes; Serinales; Debaryomycetaceae
Product: sugar porter family MFS transporter
Exons: 1
Coding region: 1-1518 (505 amino acids)
Biological process (GO): carbohydrate transport; transmembrane transport
Cellular component (GO): membrane
Molecular function (GO): carbohydrate:proton symporter activity
Source: RefSeq, a predicted model, not a curated record